This is a messenger RNA of Polyodon spathula (Mississippi paddlefish), 708 nucleotides long. Its product is annotated as 28S ribosomal protein S16, mitochondrial-like. Gene Ontology annotation, molecular function: structural constituent of ribosome. The transcript is spliced from 4 exons. Gene Ontology annotation, cellular component: mitochondrial small ribosomal subunit; ribosome. NCBI's taxonomy places the organism in Eukaryota, Metazoa, Chordata, Actinopteri, Acipenseriformes, Polyodontidae. The coding region runs from base 133 to 549 and encodes 138 amino acids. Gene Ontology annotation, biological process: mitochondrial translation. The record is from RefSeq and is a predicted model, not a curated record.
CGGGAGCAGCCGAUUGUGCUUCGGAGUCUCAAAGAUGUCUGCGCCCGGUGCAAUGUGACUCUGGCAGGAGCAGGGUUUCGUGCUGUGAAGUCUGUCAGAGAGCUAACCCGCUUCAGCUUAGCAAGGGACACCAUGGUUCGUCUGUCCUCUUUGCUGCUGAAGCAUUACCACGGAGGCCACGUUGUCAUCAGGCUGGCCCUGGGCGGCUGCACCAACCGACCCUUCUACUGCAUCGUAGCGGCUUACAACAAGAGAGCCAGAGACAGCAAGCACCUGGAGCAGCUGGGCUCCUUCGACCCGCUCCCCAACACCCACAACGAGAAGCUGGUCAGCCUGAACUUCGAGAGGAUCAAGUACUGGAUUGCCUGCGGGGCACAUCCCACCAAACCCGUAGCAAAACUUUUAGGCCUGUCGGGGUUCUUCCCCCUGCACCCCAUGACCGUGACCAAGGCGGAGCGAUUGCAUAAAACAGAGGCGCAGAAAGAGGCCCUCGGGGCUUCCGAAGAAGGGAGCGAGGAGACCAGCGAGAGCAAACCAGAGGCAGCUUAGCCCUGGACUGCAGAUCCAAGACGCUUCACGUUUGGAACCUCAGGUCGAAGCAGAGUGCGUGGCGGAGGAUUGAGAGGCUGGGUCCCCAGUACAGCACAGAAAGUGCCACCUCAGAGACUCCUAUUGCAGAGCACUUUCACCCAUUCCAGGUUUUAGUGA